Molecule: messenger RNA, 2131 nt
Organism: Syngnathoides biaculeatus (alligator pipefish)
Lineage: Eukaryota; Metazoa; Chordata; Actinopteri; Syngnathiformes; Syngnathidae
Gene: sepsecs
Product: Sep (O-phosphoserine) tRNA:Sec (selenocysteine) tRNA synthase
Exons: 12
Coding region: 539-1969 (476 amino acids)
Biological process (GO): conversion of seryl-tRNAsec to selenocys-tRNAsec; selenocysteine incorporation
Molecular function (GO): O-phosphoseryl-tRNA(Sec) selenium transferase activity; tRNA binding
Source: RefSeq, a predicted model, not a curated record
AAGUCGCCGUUUCUGUGAACGUCAAAUAAAACUUCUGGGAAUCGAACUCAGCCCGAACUUAAGUCUCUAGAACGGACGUGCGAAUGUACUGCGCGACAGGCUUCGUUGCGGCGUCCAAGUCAUUUGAUUUUUUUAUUUUUUUUUUUUUUGGUGGACAGCAAAGAAUAGCGAAGCAAAAGCCGAGCGUUACUGUACUCGUGAAGGCUGCCAUGUGUCAGCAGAGAAUCCAGAUGUCCCGUUUUCUUGGCGGUCAUUGAAUGCGCCUUCGACAACCUCAAAGCGGAAGUUGAUUUUUCUUCGGAAAUGACUUCCGGGGGUGGCACGGCGGGCUCACAGUUCUGAAGACCCGGGUUAGAUCCCGGCCCGGCCUGCUUGGAGUUUCGCCCACAUCCCAAAAACAUGACUUGGACACUCUAAAUUGCCCCAAGGUGUGACUGGGAGUGCGACUGUGCGGUUGGCUGGCGACUCGUUCAGGGUGUACCCCGCCCGCCCGCCUCCAUGCCCGUUGACAGACGGGAUAGGCUCCUGUGACCCCGCGAUGAACAGCGAAAACUUCGCCCUGAGCGAGAAGAUGGUGCCGGCGACGUACGUCCGGCGGGCCGGCCAAGCCCGCCGCGGCCACGAGCUGCUCAUCAGGCAGCUGCUGGAGCAGGGGAAGUGUCCGGCGAAAGGGUGGAGCGAGGCCACCGUGGAGCUCUUCCUGAACGAGCUGGCCGUCAUGGACAGCAACAAUUUCCUGGGCAACUGCGGCGUGGGCGAGCGGGAAGGCCGCGUGGCGUCCGCCAUCGUGGCCCGGCGACAUUACAGGUUGAUCCACGGCCUGGGUCGCUCGGGCGACGUCGCGGCCGUCCAGCCCAAAGCCGCCGGGUCCAGUCUGCUCAACAAGCUGACCAACUCGCUCGCGCUGGACGUUCUCAAGAUGGCCGGUGUGAGGAGCGUCGAGAGCUGCUUUGUGGUUCCCAUGGCGACCGGCAUGAGCCUGACCCUCUGCUUCCUGACCCUGCGCCAGCGGCGGCCCGAGGCCCGCUACAUCAUCUGGCCGCGCGUCGACCAAAAGUCCUGUUUCAAAGCCAUGCUCACGGCGGGCUUCGUCCCCGUCGUGGUGGAAAACGCGCCGGAGGGCGACGAGCUGCGGACGGACGUGGAAGCGGUCGAGCGGCAAAUCCGCCGUCUGGGGGCCGAGAGCGUCCUGUGCGUCCAUUCCACCACGUCCUGCUUUGCGCCGCGAGCGCCCGACAGGCUGGAGGAGCUGGCGGUCCUGUGCGCGAAAUACGACGUCCCGCACAUCGUCAACAACGCGUACGGCGUGCAGUCGUCCAAGUGCAUGCACCUGAUCCAGGAAGGGGCUCGCGUGGGACGCGUGGACGCCUUCGUCCAGAGCUUGGAUAAGAACUUCCUGGUUCCGGUCGGGGGCGCCAUCGUCGCCGGCUUUGACCGAGCCUUCGUCGAGGAGAUUAGCGGGACGUACCCGGGUCGAGCGUCCGCCUCGCCUUCCCUGGACCUCCUCGUCACCCUGCUGACGCUGGGCGCCGACGGCUACAGGAAGCUCCUGGCGGACAGGAAGGAGGUCUUUGCGCUCCUGACUGAGGAACUGAAGAAGCUGGCUUGCGCCCAUGGCGAGCGCUUGCUUCACACCCCCCACAACCCCAUUUCACUCGCCGUGUCGCUGGACGGCCUCGGGGCCCGCCGCGGCGAUGCGGUGACUCGGCUCGGCGCCAUGCUGUUCACGCGCCAGGUUUCGGGAGCCAGGGUGGUCCCGCUGGACAAGGAGCAGACCAUCGGCGGGCACACCUUUCGCGGGUUCAUGUCGCACUCGGAGUCCUACCCGUGCCCGUACCUCAACGCGGCGGCCGCCGUGGGCAUCACCGGCGAGGACGUGGCGCUGUGCGUCAAACGACUGGACAAGUGCCUCAAGACGCUGCGGAAGGAGGCAAACGGGGGCCAAAGUUGCUCUCCGCCUUUGAGUUAAAUCCAAAUGUCAGCAAAUUGAACGUUCUACUUUUAGGCUGCCAAAGCGUCCAAAGACUUGAAAACGUGGAGCCCGAAAGGAAAUCCUCACGUCACUGAGCUCGUAGCGUUCAGGGUCGAACAAGAAAAAUAGUGGUCUGAGAAUAGAUCCUUGUUGAACUCC